Messenger RNA from Epithele typhae, 1095 nucleotides. Its product is annotated as Metalloenzyme, LuxS/M16 peptidase-like protein. The record is from RefSeq and is a predicted model, not a curated record. The coding region runs from base 1 to 1095 and encodes 364 amino acids. The transcript is spliced from 6 exons. Gene Ontology annotation, cellular component: mitochondrion. Lineage: Eukaryota; Fungi; Basidiomycota; Agaricomycetes; Polyporales; Epitheliaceae. Gene Ontology annotation, molecular function: metal ion binding.
AUGCUGGCAGCCAGAGCGUCGGCCGCGCGCGCCGCGUCCCGCCUCGUCCGCCCCGCGGGCCCCCGCAAGUUCGCCACCGUCGUCGAGUCGUCCGGGCUCAAGGUCGCCGCGGCCGACAACGGCGAGCCUACCUCGUCCGUCACCCUCCUCGUCAAGGCCGGCAGCCGGUACGAGACCAAGCCCGGCCUGGCGCACGUCCUGAAAAACUACGCGUUCAAGAGCACCGACAAGCGUUCGACGUUGGGCACGAUCCGUGAGGCCGAGCUCUACGGCGGCGUCCUCUCAUCGAGCCUCUCGAGGGAGCACCUCGCCAUCACGGCCGACUUUUUGCGCGGCGACGAGGGUUCUUCGUCGACGUCCUCGCAUCCUUCCUCGCCUCGCCCAAGCUCACCCGCUACGAGCUCUCGAGUGGGUCGCACCAACGUGCGAGGCCGAGACCGCCGCCGCCUCGCCGACCCGGCGACGCGUGCGCUCGAGCUCGCCCACGCGCUCGCCUUCCGCGCCGGCCUCGGGAACUCGCUCUUCGGCCCCGCGCACACCCACGUCUCCGCCGAGGACGUCCAGGCGUUCGCCGCCUCCGCGUUCACCGCCGGCAACGUCGCCGUCGUCGGCUCUGGCAUCGACCCCGGCCUCCUCGAGCACUCCUCACUAAGUCCCUCGGGAAGCUCUCCCCAGCCGCCUCUUCUGCCACCUCGUCCGCGGCGCCUCGAAGUACUUUGGCGGGGAGUCCCGCCUCACAGCCGACGGACCCAGACGGUGUUCAUCGGCUUCGGCGCGCAGGGCGCGUCCGCGCCGGAGCUCGCCGUGCUCGCGGCGCACCUCGACCCGAGCCCGGCGGUGAAGUGGACGAAGGGGACGUCGCCGCUCGCGGCGGCGGGCGCGACGGGCGCGGACGUCAAGCCGCGGCGCGGCCGCCGUCGCGGCGCUCAAGGCCGCGGGUCGCUCGGCGCGGAGGAGCUGCAGAAGGCGGUCGCGAAGGCCAAGUUCGCGGCGGCGAGCUCGUUCGACCACCGGGACGGACUCGUGGCUGCCGUUGCGCCGAAGCUUGACAAGGUCACCGCGUCUGGGUACUCGCAGUUGCUGGGCAUACACUGA